AUGUUUGGUGCGAACUCAGGUGGUAACCUUCUUUUUAAUGGUGUUAACACUUCAACACCAACAUCUACUCCAGCACCUGCAAACAAUGCCUUUACACUAAAACAAAAACCUAAUGGUAAUGUGUUCGGUAAUAUAGCAAGUAAUCAAGAAAAUAUAUCUUCCCCAAGUCCUGCAGGUGCAAUUGUCGAUAAUACAAAACCUACCAACACUGGGGGUUUGUUUGGUCAAACUGCGUCCUCGGGAUCGAAUUUGAAUAGUGGGAACUUAUUUUCUUUUGCUAAUAAUACUAAUACUACUACUACUAAUAAUAAUGCAGCAACUGGAACUAACUCAGGAGGACUGUUUGGAAAUUCUACGAACACUACGUCAACUAUUGCACCAAAUAAUAACACUACCAAUUUAUUUGGAGGCAAUACAACAACUGCGCAAUCAACCAAUACAAAUUUUUUUGGUAAUAAAAAUACAUCUACACAACCAUUUACCAAUAUGUUUGGUAAUAAAACAAACUCUAUGCAAAAUUCGACGGGCCUGUUCGGAAGUAGUAAUAAUGAAAACUCUAGCAGUAGUGGUUUAUUUGGUAACAAUUCUUCCUCUACUGGUGGGCUUUUUGGAAAUAAAACAACUGAAUCUCAAAAUCCAAGUAAUCUACUUGGAAACAAGCUUGGCUUCUCAUUAGGUAGCGCAUCACAGUCUCAAGGGAACGCUGCGCAGUCCCAGCAAAUGUCACAACCAUCUUUAUCCUCCAAUCCGUAUGGUUUGCAACUCAAUUCUGUUCCUGUAACAACAAUGCCUGAGUCAAUAACAGCAUCCAUGCAAGUUAAAAAGCAGAAAGAUCUUUCUCUGCCUAUGGACAAGAAGCGAGCGCUAUCAACGUCUAACGUUGUUACAGGUCCACUUGUCAGCAAUCAAUCCACAUUAAUAAGCAAGUUGAGCUCGCGACUGAAUUAUAUCAACAGUAGGGAGGCCACACAUGGCUUGUUUUCACCCUCUCGUAAGGUUUUGCAUCAAGUUACUUCUGAAGCUACAAACCGUGUAAAGGAUUCCAAAUCAUCUAAUUCCAACAUUUCCACCUUAUAUCAGGGUAAGCAGUUCCUUGGGACGCUGAAACAUAAUGAUCCUUCUGACAUGCGUAAACUUAAGAUUGACACCAACCGUAGCGCUGCCAAAAAGCAGCGUUUACUGGGUGGUAAAAGUAUGACAACCAAGUUUAAGGAUAUGGAAGAGUUGAAAUCCAAUACCGAGACAUCUAGUACUGUGGCGAAACUGGCUAAGACUGAAAGAAUGCAACUAGAGCCUAGUCAGAAGGAUGUUUCGGAAAGUGCUUCACCAAUUCUUUCACCUUCCGCUGACGAAUACUGGUGCUCACCUACAAUUGAGCAGCUACAACAGUUACCGGUUAAACAGUUGACUGCUGUUCCUAAUUUUGUGAUCGGUCGCAAAGGGUAUGGGACGAUUUCUUUUGACUUGGACGUCGAUUUAUCCGCAUUUAGAGAUGAUUUCAAAAGACACUUAUUUGGUGGUGUAAUUAUAUUCAACGAGAAUAAGACCGUUGAAGUAUACCCCGAUGAUUCAAUGAAGCCAGCAAUUGGUUUAGGGUUGAAUGUUCCAUCAACAAUAUCACUUGAACGUAUUUAUCCAGUUGACAAGAAGACAAACAAGCUUUUUACAGAUAAUUCGGACUUCACAAAGGUUCAGCUAUUCGUGAAGAAAUUAAAAAGCAUGAGGGAUAUGGACUUUAUAUCUUAUAAUCCAUAUGACGGAAUUUGGACAUUCAAGGUUAAACAUUUUAGUAUUUGGGGACUAAUAAAUGAUUCCGAUACCGAUGGCAAUGACGAAGCAAUGGAUGUUACAUCUCCAGAAGAAAUCAAUCAAAGGAUUGUUGCAAUUCCAAGGCGGCCUGGUUUUAGUAAAAAAUCUGAAUCCAGUGUCCCAGGGGCAUUUGACGCAAUUGUACAUAUUCCCUCGAACGUUGAAAAUCAAGAAUCUGCUUGCACUCAAGAUGAAUUAUCUGUAAAUCGCAUAUCAUUGGACACUAAUAUUCAGGAAAAUUUUGAUGUUAUGUCAGACAUUAUAGAGGAAAAGCCUUAUGAGCCUUCUGAAGUUGAAGAAGAUGAUUUAGAGGGCCUAAUUGUUGAACCUAGUCUAGCCACCGCUGAAGACUGGUCAGAACAAUUAAAGCUUGCGGGUGAUGCUUAUAAGUCUGUCUUCGCUCCAGCUACUACUUUAACGAAGGUGAACAAUGUUUCCGAUAUUCUAUUCCAUUCGUUCCAGUCAGAUAUGGAAAAUUAUAAAUCAAUUGUGAAGAUAAGAAAGUUGGAUUCCAAUCCAAAUUUUGUUAGAUUUUGCAAUGAAACCUCGCUGCUGAUGAAGUCUAACAUAAAGAGCGCUGGUUGGCAGAGAUAUAUCUUAAAGUCUACAUUGCACACUUACAAAUCCUCAAUGGACGAAGUAUUUAAAAAGUCUUUAACCACUGCACUUGUGGGGCAGAGGAGCAACAGAUAUCCAAUCGUAAUGGACUGGUCAUUGAACUUCAAGGAUAUUGCAGAGGCAUAUAGUAAGGUCAAUGAAGAAUACAGAGUUUGGAACCUAGCAUCAAUCUUAUUUGAUCCUAUAGAGGAAGAAGUUACUGAAGAAAGCGUGAAGGAAGUUCUUUCAAAGAAACAAAGACAUCAAUCUCUCUGUAGUUGGAUUAUCAAUGAAAUCGGACCAGAAAUUGAGAGUAAAUUGAAAGAUGUCAGUGGUCUAUACAAAAUAUUUUUAUACCUGGUUAAAAGGGAUAUUGUUGGUGCUACUGCUGAAGCGAUUGCAACCAAAAACAACCAUUUGGCAGCAAUGAUAACAAUGCUGGGAUCCAAUGAUCCCCUCGUGUGUGACCUAGCUGCGUCGCAGUUGAAUAAGUGGAAAUCUUUGGGCAGUAAAGUUGACCAAAAUGUGGUAAAGAUAUAUCAGCUAUUAACUGGGUCUCCAUUAGACGUAAUCCAUUGCGUUAACACAGCUGAUGGGUUUUCAUGGUUGGCAACAUUGGGAUUACAUAUUUUUUACGGUAACGUUGAUUCUUUGUCGUUAGAGGAGCUUAUAUCAUUGGGAUUGGAUAAAAUCUCAGAUGUAGAACAAUCUGCUAAUGAUGACGUAAUUUCAGCCAUAUUAAAGUUAUACUGUUCGAAAAGUGAUCCAGAAAGCUUGAUUGGUCAACUAAGAAUUUCCAGAGAGUUACUUGAUGUUCGGUUGCCUUGGUUUUUUAUUCAGCUAUUGAAGCGAUGCGAUAUAGCGGUAGAACUUUGUGAUCGUAUAACUCUUCAAUUUGUGGAACAGCUCAAGAUUGACAAUAUGUAUCAAGAGGCGCUGUUUGUGCUGUGUUUUCUGCAUGAUAAUAAAGUUGCCAAGCAGCAGUUUGAUCAUUUAGUAAGUUCGCAGGUUACCCUUUUUUCCACCGAAACCAGUCAGGCACUUUUAUCACGGCUUCAGGUACCAGAGGACAUUUACUAUGAAUUCCUGGCCGUGUACAAUAAAUAUAAUAAGGACCAUCUUUCAGAGGCUACAAACUUGUUGAGGGCUAAGAAGUUCCCUGACGCCGAGGAAGUGGUGAUCAUAAAUGUAGCUCCUAAACUGAUAUUAAAUGGAUCCCAUGAAGAAUUGGUUACGUUGCGCGAAUUAUUAAAACAGUUUCCCUCUCAUGAGAUGGACUCAUGGCCGAAAGGCCUCGGUGUAUUUGAAAAAUACCUAGAAAAUACUUUGGAUGGCAAUGAUGACCAGAAAUUACUGGAACAACUUGUGCACGGAUUGCCUAUCCUUUUUGAUGAAUACGCUUCGUAUCGAGAUGUGUCUGUUUUGUGCUGCGUUAUAUCUAAGAGAGUCUGUCAUAUAUUCUUAGAGAAGUAUAAAGAAGCUCUAGCAGCUCCUGUACUAAUAGACCGUCUACUUGCGCUACCACUUGGUCAACCAGAAAAAUUAUAUUUACGGCGCUCACUACCAACUCAUUAG
This is a messenger RNA of Eremothecium sinecaudum, 3981 nucleotides long. RefSeq names its product nucleocytoplasmic transporter NUP145 (gene NUP145). The coding region runs from base 1 to 3981 and encodes 1326 amino acids. The transcript has a single exon. Gene Ontology annotation, cellular component: nuclear pore cytoplasmic filaments; nuclear pore. Gene Ontology annotation, biological process: post-transcriptional tethering of RNA polymerase II gene DNA at nuclear periphery; RNA export from nucleus; protein import into nucleus. Gene Ontology annotation, molecular function: structural constituent of nuclear pore. The record is from RefSeq and is a predicted model, not a curated record. Lineage: Eukaryota; Fungi; Ascomycota; Saccharomycetes; Saccharomycetales; Saccharomycetaceae.